CGAGAUGGCCUGGCCCUGCAUCAGCCGGGCCUGCUGCAUCGCCCGCUUCUGGAACCAGCUGGACAAGGCGGACAUCGCCGUGCCGCUGGUCUUCACCAAAUACUCGGAAGCCACCGACUUCCCGGGGCCUCCGGUGGUCUUGCAGCAGCAGCAGCCCCGGGCCUCUGCGCCCAUUGAGACCCAGCCGGCCGCCCUCGGCGGGGACCAGGAUGCGGCCGGCAGGGCGACCUUCGUGGGCGGGGACCAGGUCCCCGGGCAACACAAGCCGGGCCCCAAAGACCAGGCCUCGGUCGACUCGGUCAUGCGGCAGGACUACAAGCCCUGGAAGGCCCAGAAGCCGGAGCCCAGCUGCAAGCCCAAAAGCGAAUACCACCCGUCGGACACGCCCUUCAACAACAAGACCCAGUACCAGAAGGAUUUCCGGGCCUGGCCCAUCCCCAAGAGAGGGGACCACCCCUGGAUCCCCAAGGCGAUCCCCAUCCCCCCGGUCGACCUCGACAGGGGAGCCGGGGAAAGAUCCGGCAGCCAGGAGAGGAGGCGGAAGGCCCAGGCGGGCCAGGAGAAAGAGCCAGCCGGAAGGAAGGAACCGGAGGCGGCCAAGGCUGGCAGGCCUGAAGAGGGGCGAGUCAAGAAGACCAAGAAGAGGGUCCAUGUCACGGAGGACGGGGCCCAGCCACUCCAGCCGGGGACCCCCGUACCAGCAGAAGGUAGCAAAGGACGGGCCGCGGUGGACGCGCUCAACCGGCAGAUCAAGGAGGAGGUGACGGCCCGGGUGAGCACCUCGUCAUACAGAAACGAAUUCCGACCAUGGACAGACAUCAAGGCAGUGAAAGCCAUCAGAGCCAAGAGCCAGUACAAACCCCCGGAGGGGAAGAUGGCUGUUGAAACCAGUUACAGUGCCCAGUUUACCGCAGAGAGCGCCAAGCCCGGUCCGGCAGAUAACAAAUUCCUCGAGCGCAGGAGGAUACGCAGCCUUUAUAGCGAGCCCUACAAGGAAUCACCGAAGGUGGAGAAGCCUAGCCCGCAGCCUCCAAAACCAAAAAAGACACCCUCAAGCCAUAAACCGCUGAAAAAAGCCAAAGACAAGCAGAUGGCAUCCAGCCGGGCUGCCAAGAAGAAGAGCACGGAAGCCGCCAGCCCAGCCAACCCCGAGGACAAGGAGAAAAGCAAAGAGAUGAACAAUAAGUUGGCCGAAGCAAAAGAGACCUCUGAUCAAACUGCAGGUGCUACAUCCCAGGAUCCUGUUUCCGUAGGCCAAGUCGAGCCUAUGGAAGUUAACCCUCAGCCUUCUGCCCCGAAGCCAGCUGCUGGGACCAGCAUGCCGCCUGCAUGA
Molecule: messenger RNA, 1333 nt
Organism: Euleptes europaea (tarantolino)
Lineage: Eukaryota; Metazoa; Chordata; Lepidosauria; Squamata; Sphaerodactylidae
Gene: MAP6
Product: microtubule associated protein 6
Exons: 4
Coding region: 5-1333 (442 amino acids)
Biological process (GO): regulation of microtubule cytoskeleton organization; microtubule cytoskeleton organization; cytoskeleton-dependent intracellular transport
Cellular component (GO): dendrite; cis-Golgi network; Golgi-associated vesicle
Molecular function (GO): calmodulin binding; microtubule binding
Source: RefSeq, a predicted model, not a curated record